This is a messenger RNA of Sycon ciliatum, 4091 nucleotides long. RefSeq lists its product as uncharacterized. The record is from RefSeq and is a predicted model, not a curated record. Lineage: Eukaryota; Metazoa; Porifera; Calcarea; Leucosolenida; Sycettidae. The coding region runs from base 355 to 3162 and encodes 935 amino acids. Gene Ontology annotation, molecular function: calcium ion binding. The transcript has 8 exons.
UUUGUAUGUACUGCGCAAUAGCCCAUUCCGAGACACAAACGCCAUCGACCGCCGCACAACUAGCAGCUUUGCCCACUGCACUUUUGCAAUGAUACGGAUCCACUCAUACCCACAGUGUGACGGGGUGCUGAGCGAUUAUUGAUUCCAGUCAGGGCUCACGUCGAAAGAGAAAGGCGACAGGACAAGCCGCAAUGUUGACCUUGAGGUAGCGCACAGGUCUAGUACGAGGAACUGAAGAACUCUGCUCGAGAGACGGAGAAGACUUUCCAAUUGAAAUAUUUUAAAAGGUCAUCCUUCAACAGAAUACGCUGGUGCACGGAGAUUGAGCAGCAUACACUGGUAUCCAGAAUCAACAUGUUCUCUCGGUGCUUUGUAGUCCUGUUGAUCGUGCUACACUCGUGGGCUAGCGUGGUCUCCAUUGCCGGCGCCGAUACCAACCUUUGCGUUCCUGCGGAUAACGAACGGACUUUUCACGCUCAAGGAAGUCUUUACUAUGAAUUCUGGAGAGACACCAUCCACCUUGACAACCCGUUGAGACCCAAUGUUGUCCAUACGGUUAGCUACGAGUUCCCUCCUGGCUGCGAUAUUGAAUUGACCGAGAUCCAGUACAGACUGAAGGGGGCAUGCAACGUUCGACUGGUCUUGACACGGGCCCAAUCAUCACAGUCAUCUUGGGGUGCAUGGUCACCUGUUAGCGUUUCAAGACACGACCAUGUCGAGUACCAGAGUCUUCUCUUCUCCAUCCGUUCCAUAGAUCAGUAUUUCAAGGUUAGAUUCGAGUUCUCAGCAGCUGGAUUGUGUGAUGUUUCCAGGCUUGCGGAUGUAAAUACCCUGAACACGUUGAUCAUUAGAGACAACAACGAGUGCCUAUCAUCCCCGUGUCGUACGGGUGCCACGCGAAGGCAGUGCUGCAAUGCUACUGGCCACUGUCGACCAUGUGGUCCCAUACCCGACUCAAGCCUAACAUACUGUGUGGAUACAUUCGGCUCAUACCAGUGUCGGUGCGUGCCGGGGUAUCGUUUGAAUCCAGCAACAUCUAGAUGUGAAGAUGUGAACGAAUGCUCCAGUGCCAAUGGACAUAGCUGCCAAGCGAGCGCACAGUGCUCUAACAACAUAGGAAGCUACACAUGCAGGUGUACUAGUGGUUAUCGUGAAGCACCACGGCGACACUGCACCGAUGUUGAUGAAUGUGCUGUGGGCGGCCAUGAUUGCCAUGGAAACAGGGUGUGUUCAAACACUUUGGGAAGUUACGCAUGCCCGUGUUCACCAGGAUAUACUGGACAGGCUGCAUGUACAGAUAUCAAUGAGUGUUUGUUACCAGCAACGUUGCAGUGUGGAAUGUUACGCAACCCUAGUCACAGGAUAUGUAGGAACAGUCCUGGAUCAUUCCAGUGCCCAUGCAGGAUUGGUUAUCAGGGCCCAACGUGUUCAGACAUUGAUGAAUGUGCUUCCGGAGGUGCUCUAUGUAGGUCCAUGUCACGUGACGGUGAUGCACGCAGACAGUGUGUCAACACAGCUGGUUCGUACUCUUGCCCGUGCUCUAAGGGCUACACUGGGAGCAAGUGUAAAGAUGAGAAUGAAUGCAGUGCUGGCACGCAUAGCUGCGACAAGAUGGUGGCGUAUCCAGUCAACAGACAAUGUGUGAAUACGAAUGGUUCAUACUUGUGUCCUUGUCUGGUCGGUUACACCGGGGAACACUGUACUGCUAUUCCCGCUACCGUCAUGACAGUGGACACGCCGGCGCCAACUCAGCAUGAAGUGUUGAGCGGUCUGACCAGCUCCACUUCACCCAGCAUACCGGUGUUUGCUAUUGCUGUACCAGUGAGUGUAUUCGCUUUAGCAGUGGUCUUUCUCACCAUAGUUAUCAUCAUACUGCGAAGACGCAAUAGACGUGGUCUACCGAUCUUCGACACACUGACCCGACGUCAACCCGAAACGGAUAGAGAUAUACCUAUGGAAAAGCGGCACAAAGCACACCACAAGCGUCUGAGUCUUCCAGAAAUCCCCCGUGAAGAACCAUCCCAAGUUCCGCCACGUAGAUCAACAUUCGCGGGAGCCACGCAGAGUACAAGUGGACAUUCAUAUGAGCAGGUCAUGACAUCAUGUGUUGCCGAUCAUUUCAAGCAAGACCACAUCAACAAGGAAUUAUGUGGAGAGGUCUUACUUCAAUGUAUGAGCAGCGCAGGUGAUUCUCAAUCAGAUGUGGAGCUAAGGAAAGGCCCAGACUAUUCGUACAUCGACGAAACUGGACCCUUAUCCCCCGACGACAACUACAUAGAUAUGCCACCAUCCGUUCAAGAAAUAGAGCGGAACGAGCACACUACCGGGCAGCCCUGCCAUGCAAGCAGCGAAGAUGCAAAGGUCAUCCACUACCCGAGAGUAAACCUUACAGAAAAUCCAGUUAACCUGCAGCCCACCAAACCUUCGCCAUCCGCACCAGAAGCCAUCCAGCUGUCUCCGUGUGACCUAACUCAUAAUCUCAGCUACACGACGGUUAUUCUACCUUCAAUCGAACCUCCUCAUAAAGAAAAUCACUUCGUUGACAACCCUUGCUAUGCAAACCCGAUGCCUGUUGUUCACGAGGUUGAUGUAAGAGACACGAACUCGGACACGACGUCAGCUCACCCAGGCCUUCGCAUGAACCCAAGCUAUAGUCUGCCGGAUUUAGUUGCUGCCGGGCCGAGCGAGACGCACAGUCGCUCAUCGUAUGAAGACAUGACUGUGACGGCGGCGAUAAGAGACGGCAGGAUUCCUUCGAUUACAUUGCCAUCUUGCCAUCAGAUGCUAGCCCCAGCCUCGUACGCUAAUACUGCUAAAGCGGAGACAUCCAGUGCGCACAGCUAUGUGUCUUUGGCAGAGGGUCUCACUGCAAAUCACUGCUCUGCGGGAAGUCACACAUACGACCGGAUACCAACUCCAUCACGUAGCGAAGAUGCAGUGUCUGCUGAUGAAGAGGAGGGAAGAUAUGUUAUACCCAGCCCUAAACCAUACAAUGUGUCCGAUCAUCACUUACUACCAUCAUCGGCCAGUAUCGAACGUGCAGUGGACGAGGGCGCUGGAGCACCAGUAUGCCAUACUAGUGAAGCUGAAGCCAAUGUACCUGAUAUCUGUACUCCCGUCGACACGCCUGUUUCUACGAAUGACGGUCGGAUUUCAUCGUGAAUCCUGGUGUUGAUAGCCGUGUGACGGAGGCCUCAGCUACAUGUACCAGGCGCCCCAAUCCAUUUCAUGUUCGGAAUUCUACUCCGGUGCCUGCUGAGGCGGGCGCUUCCUUCAGUGUGCUCGUGACCUCUGCAUCAGGUGCAGGUUUACCCGCCGUCUCCUCUACCGCCUGCUUCGAAGCAGACAGCCAAAAUAUCACGCAUUCCAGCACAACACCCGCAUGAUCAAGGAAACCUCUCGCAGCAUGCAAUAUACAACUGAUCAAUGCAACUCACUUUAGCGAACGUCAACAUGCAUGCACAUGGAGCCAUAACGUUAAUUCAUCCUUGCAUGGGUGAUCAUUUCCCAGUCAAAGAUCCUUCUCAUUCUACAUGAUACAUUAUCGUCGUACUUGAAGUAAUUAUAGUCCUCACCCACCCUCAGAAUCUGCGCCGAUGUUAGUAUUGGCGUACAGUAUUAUUAAACUACCACAAUUCAUGUAUUGCGAUACGACUUGUGUAUACCUCUCCUAUUCCUAAGAGUGCCAUCAAGAUUAGGUUUCUCUAUCUUUCUUACCUGCGUGGUAGUAAAAGUACAUAUGUUUGCUUAUGAUUGACACACACGGACAGAAGGAUGCGCCGUCAACAUCCAUGAGCCUUCACAACGUUCCAUUAAACUUGACGUGUUUGCAAACAUAUUCACACAAUUCCCUGCAUCCUAGUGGCACUUGAAAUUGGGCGAGCAAAGCCUUUGUGAUCACGACACGACUGCGUAUAAGAAACGAUCCAGCUCUUUAUGUUGCCAUAUUUGUUGUCAUAUUUAGCACUUCUGCAUGACUAGCAGCAACUGAGCAACUCCUUCACUUUGUUGGAAGUAACAAUGAUGUCACAGCCAGUGUUCCUACUUGCAAACCAGCAGUACUGUUCGUGCACAUAAUCAUGAUGCUAGUA